Messenger RNA from Micromonas pusilla CCMP1545, 1857 nucleotides. RefSeq lists its product as uncharacterized. The coding region runs from base 1 to 1857 and encodes 618 amino acids. The transcript has 3 exons. NCBI's taxonomy places the organism in Eukaryota, Viridiplantae, Chlorophyta, Mamiellophyceae, Mamiellales, Mamiellaceae. The record is from RefSeq and is a predicted model, not a curated record.
AUGGCCGCCGCGGGGGCGAUCCACGCGCUCAGGGCGGAGCUCACGACGCUGAUCGCGACGCUGCCGGAGACGCUGCGAUCGUGCCGAGCGGAGACGCUCGCGAACGACGUCGCGCCCAUCUUCGAGGCGGACGACUACGACAGGACCCCGAACGUGGAGCCGGAACACUUCGAGUUCCAAGACACGUGGACGCACCUCGUCGCCGCGCUCCGCGAUCCGUGGCAGACCUCCGACGAGGCGCGCGCGGAGCUCGAGCGCACGUCCGCGGCGUCGGAGGAGACCUUCCGAGACGCCGCCGGCGACGACGCCCGCGAACGCGCCGCCGCGAGCGCGUCGCGUCGACUCGACGUCGACGAGGGGAUCCACCGUCCGUUGGGGACGGGUCUCGCCGCGUGCCAGGGAUGCGGCCGCGUGCUGCUCGCGGAGGCGUUGGCGGCGCACAGGAGGGACGCGUGCGUCGUCGCGAGGGAGGCGUUGGGGACGAGCGGCGUCGCCGCCGCGCUCGGCGGGGUGUUCGCGGCGGUUUCUGGGGAAGGACGCGAACGGGGCGGCGACGCUUCCGCGGCGGCGGCGAGCGGGGUCGGGGCGGCGGCGUCGCCGGGGAAGAAAGCGAAGAAUUCUUCGCGACGGACGUCGAUGAACGUCAACGACCUGGUUGCGAAGAAGGCGCGCGCGGGCGCGCCCACGGGCGUCGGCGCGGAUGGCGCCAUCGUAGACGCGUCCGUCGCGUUCACGAAGAGCGGCAAGCUGACGAAACGCGCGCAGCGCGCCGCGGCGGCGGCGACGGCGGCGCGCGCCGCCGCACAGGCCGCCGCGGCGGGCGGCGUCGCCGCGCCGCCGCCGCACGUCGCCGCCGCUGCGAUGCACGCCGGCAUCUCGAUGGGGAUGGGGAUGGGAAUGGGAAUGGGGAUGGGGAUGGGGAUGCCGCCGCCCGGGAUGGUGGAUCCGUCGCCGUCGCUCGCGCCGCCCGCGCCCGCGUACCCGUUCGCGCUCGGCGGGAUGGACCCGUCGCGGCGCGCGCAGACGCUGACGCGCCUGCGGGAAGUGCAUCAGCAGUACCGCUACCAGAUCGACGUCGUCAACGCGCGCGUCACGGUGGCGAACGCGGCGAGGGAAACGUCGAUGUCGACGCCCGGCGGGCGGUCGCGGCUGACGGCGUCGUUCCCGCCCGCCGUCGACGAGGAGGAGCUCCUCGACGCGUUGCGAAGAGAGGCGACGCACGUCGCGCAGAUGAUCGCGCAGCUCGCGGCGCCGACGCACCCCGGAUGGGACGCAAACGUGGGCGUCGCGGGCGGCGCGGAGGGCGUGUACGCGUACGGAGGACUUCGAGCGCCGCCGGGGGGGCAGGGCGGCGGCGGAAACGGCGGGGAUCGAACCGGCGGCGCGGUCCACCCCGCGGUGGCGGCGGCGCUCGAAGUCGCGGACCGGCAGGCGAAGAAUAAAAUUUUGCACUCCAUCUUCGGGAAGCGGAAGCGCGGGAGCGCGGCGUCGCCGACGAUGAGCGCCGGCGGCGGGGAUGGCGGCGGCGGCGGCGUCGGCGGCGGGUCCCCGGGCGGCUCCGCGAAGAAGCGCGCGACGAAGGCUGCGAUCGCGGUCGCGUCCGCGGCGGCGGCGAUGCACGCGACGCCGCAGCGCGCGACGGCGAGCGCGAACGGGUUCGCGCUCGUGGCCCCGCUCGCGGCGACGUACGACCCGCGAAAGGCGCGGGAGUUGAGACAACGCGCGCUGUACGCGGCGAUGUUUCACGGCACCGGGGAGGAGCUCGCGAAGACGAUCCAGCCCCACGUCGUGCCCGCGGCGGUGUACCUCAACGGAGGGAGGAACGUCGUGCAGGGGUACCCGACGGCGGCGAACUGA